AAGCAACCCUGGAAGCCACACGCCUCCUGCUGGGCUCUCAAGGUGGAUUUCUUGGCUCUUUGGGAAGCCCCAAACCAGCUGGUUGCCUUGUUUGGCAAGCUGGCAUCCCUGGGUGGCUUUCAAGUCAAGUCAUGCGCAAAAAGGCGGCGGGCAGAAGCUGUGCCUUUCCAUCUCUGCUUUGAGGACAAAUAGACUGAAGAAGAAGAAAGAGAAAGAUGGGGACGGUCAAAAGCAAGAGAAGAUUGCCGGAACUGGAAGCCACAGAGGACGUCCAAAUAAUGGAGGACCUGAAAUACCUUCCGGAUGAGCUGCUGCUGCUGAUCCUGAGCUGGGUGCCCGGCCGGAGCCUGGUGAGGGAGUGCCGCUUGGUGUGCCGCAAGUGGAGGGACCUCAUUGACAAGCCCACCCUUUGGAGGCUCAAGUGCCAACGGGACCCUCUGAGCAAGGCGGCCGUGGAAGCCGUCCAGGGCGCGUCCCAAAUAGACUGGCGCCGAAUCUAUCGCCUGCGGCCUUUUGGGAGGAAUCUGAUCAAGAAUCCCCGCGGAAAGAACCAGUUUCAACACUGGAAGAUCGAAUAUAGCUGGAUAGACAUGAACGAGAAGGACAGCAUGGGACGAGUGACGGUCUAUCGCUGCUUUUCACUUGCUGCCCAAAGGUUUGCAAAGUCUCAGGUGGUUGAUUUGCUGGAAGAAGGCUUAGGAGAAGAACUCAUGGACACCUUCCAACCUGACAUUUUUAUUGCUGACUGGUGGCGUGCCCUGGACAACUAUGGGCGCAUCCACAAAAUCGAAGUCGACCUCCUGGCCGCUGACCGGACUUCAGUCAUCUCCCGUUUCCUUGCUGAGCCCAAACCCAUCCUGCAGCCGAACGACACUAAAUACCAACAGGUUCCCUUUGUGCCACCGUUUCUCUUCUUUUGCACAGAGCUUCCCAAAGGGAAUUCCAGGGCUGUGUCUACACACUGUCGAAGGAAUGCAGCUUGGACUGCCCUGGCUCACUGCGAUGGGAUCCCGGGAGUUGUAGUUUAGCCUUUCCUGCCCAAGAGCGCUGUUGCAUCACCAACCUACAAAUACCAGAAAUCCAUCACAUUGUUCUACAGUGUCAAUGUGCCC
Anolis sagrei ordinatus is the source of this 1112-nucleotide messenger RNA. The record is from RefSeq and is a predicted model, not a curated record. Lineage: Eukaryota; Metazoa; Chordata; Lepidosauria; Squamata; Anolidae.